AUGCCUUCACUAAAAGAAGAAGUGCCGUUUGAAAAUAGAGUAGCAGAGACACACAAAAUUAGAGCAAAAUAUCCCAACAGAAUUCCAGUGGUAUGUGAAAAAGCUAGUAGAUCAAACUUACCCGAAAUAGAAAAAAAAAAAUUUCUUGUGCCUAUGAAUAUGUUGGUAGGGGAAUUUAAGUUUAUUCUUCAUCAGCAUAUAAAUCAGAGUGCUUAUGGAAGUAACAUGAAAAUGUUUCGAGAGAAAACUAUAUAUUUGUUUGUUAAUAAUAUUAUUCCCAAAACAGGUUUGUUAAUGCAAGAAUUAUAUGAAAUGUAUAAGGAUGAGGAUGGUUAUUUGUAUCUUGAGUAUAGCUGUGAAAGUUGUUUUGGGUAA
Molecule: messenger RNA, 375 nt
Organism: Plasmodium malariae
Lineage: Eukaryota; Apicomplexa; Aconoidasida; Haemosporida; Plasmodiidae
Gene: ATG8
Product: autophagy-related protein 8, putative
Exons: 1
Coding region: 1-375 (124 amino acids)
Biological process (GO): cellular response to nitrogen starvation
Source: RefSeq, a predicted model, not a curated record